ACAAAUCCACUUUCUGAUAUUUUUACAAUUUUAAAAACCCAUGAUAAUUUUUCUAUAACGCUAAUGGCGUGUACUUCUAUUCAAAUAAUGGAAAACGAUUGUUUACCAAAAUACAUCUGCGAAAAUUGUCAAAAUAUGCUAACAUCUAUGCAUAAGUUUCGUAGCAUGUGUUUAUUGUCCGAAUCAAUUUGCUUAAAAUAUACUGAAUCACUCGAUGAAACUCCUUUAGAGUACAUAAAAAAUUCUAGACUGAAAAACCUGAACCAUUAUUACGAGAAUUCAGGUGAUUUAGAAGUCGAUCCUGACUACUUAAGUCAAAGCAAUUCCCGAUCAUCAUCCCCACUCCAUGAUGAAAAUGAACGUAAUUCAUCAAGAUCUCCAUCACCUCUUCACGAAAUCCAACAAAAUAAUCGAACAAAAUUUCGUCAAAAACCCGAAAAAGAACUUCGAAUCUGUUACAUAUGUGGAAAAAUGACAUUAUGUUUAACCGAACAUUUGGUAACACAUCGUAAUAUACGCGAUUGGAAGUGUGAACAAUGUGGAAAAUGUUUUUCAAAUCGUGUCGCUGUUCGAAAACAUCAAGCUGUCCAUAAUCCACAAAAAGUGCAUGUUUGUGAAAAGUGUGGUUCAUCGUUUACAACAAAACAUACAUUAACACGACAUAUACGAACUGUUCAUUUUCCAACAAAACAAUUUGAGUGCUCAAUAUGUGGAAAACGUUUUGAAAAUGCGUACAAUUUAAAAGUGCAUAAAAUGAAACAUAGUGGUGAAAAACCGUAUAAAUGUAAACAUUGUCCCGAACAAUUUACAUGUAAGAUUAAAUUUCGUGAACAUAAUAUUCAGUUACAUAACGUAAAACCAAUUAAAUUAUAUAAGUGCGAAAAAUGUAAUUUAACAUUUGUAUAUAAUUUUCAAUUAUUAGCGCAUCAAAAACGACCGGAACAUGAAGCGGGUGGUUUGUUCCAAUGUACAAUUUGUUUGGAAAAAUUUGAAAAACAACGUUUAUAUCAAAAACAUAUUAAAUUAAAACAUGAAAAGAAAAAUCAUGAGGAAAAAUCAAAUGUAAUUGUACAUUGUGAAAUUUGUAAGAAAAGUUUUAAACAAAUACGAUAUUUAAAACGACAUGAAAAGUUACACGAUGAAAAUGGUAAGAAAUAUAAAUGUGAGACGUGUGGUAAAGGAUUUUUAUGUAAUGCAUUUUUAAAGGAACAUGAACGGAUUCAUACGGGAGAAAGACCUGCAAAAUGUGAAAUUUGUAAUAAUGCGUAUAUUUCUUUUAGACAAUUGAAAAAACAUGUUAAAACACAUCAAAUCGAAGAUAGGUAAUAAAUUUUGA
Molecule: messenger RNA, 1336 nt
Organism: Chrysoperla carnea
Lineage: Eukaryota; Metazoa; Arthropoda; Insecta; Neuroptera; Chrysopidae
Product: zinc finger protein 708-like
Exons: 2
Coding region: 64-1326 (420 amino acids)
Biological process (GO): regulation of immune system process; negative regulation of transcription by RNA polymerase II; regulation of cytokine production
Cellular component (GO): nucleus
Molecular function (GO): zinc ion binding
Source: RefSeq, a predicted model, not a curated record